UCUUGAAUGAGCAUUGAAAUUCAGAUUAUUCAUUUGUUUUUUACACACUUUUAAUUUUGCAAUUCCAUUUCACCACUCUAAAAUGUUUGCUCGCAAGCUAGUUCAAUUGUCAACCCGCACAGCCGUUGCGCCCAGCAGACUCGUCCGCGGUGGGCACGGCGCACCCCAGUUCAAUGAGCCCGGAGGCUACCUCUUUGGUCGCAAGCCCGGAGAGAAGUACGAAAGCGAGGGUUGGGAGGUUAUCUGGAUUGGCGGCUUUGCCAUUGCCUUUGGCAUGAUUGCGGCCGGCGUAUACUACAAGCCAGACACCAGGAUCCGCACCUGGGCCAGGCAGGAGGCCGAGAGACAGAUGCUCGAGGAGGGUGAUCUGCUGGAGUAUAAGACAACAGCGUACAAGGCCUAGGUUUUGUUAUCUGUAUGUCCUCUACUUUUCCAUAUACACUCAUCAAUACAUUAAACUCUGACCGAUUUAUG
Kickxella alabastrina is the source of this 474-nucleotide messenger RNA. RefSeq names its product ESSS subunit of NADH:ubiquinone oxidoreductase-domain-containing protein. Lineage: Eukaryota; Fungi; Kickxellomycota; Kickxellomycetes; Kickxellales; Kickxellaceae. The record is from RefSeq and is a predicted model, not a curated record. Bases 83 to 403 code for a protein of 106 amino acids. The transcript is spliced from 3 exons.